This is a messenger RNA of Penicillium soppii, 831 nucleotides long. RefSeq names its product ceramidase. The record is from RefSeq and is a predicted model, not a curated record. Bases 1 to 831 code for a protein of 276 amino acids. NCBI's taxonomy places the organism in Eukaryota, Fungi, Ascomycota, Eurotiomycetes, Eurotiales, Aspergillaceae. Gene Ontology annotation, biological process: ceramide biosynthetic process; ceramide catabolic process. The transcript has 7 exons. Gene Ontology annotation, cellular component: endoplasmic reticulum membrane.
AUGGAUCUGGCCACCAAAACCCCCUUCUGGGGCCCCCAGACAUCCUAUUUGAACUUCUGUGAAGAGGACUAUGUAAUCACCAGAUACGUCGCGGAGUUCAUCAACACCCUCAGCAGCCUUGUAUACAUCGUUCUUGGGAUUCACGGUCUGUUGAGGAUCAUCAAAAAUGGCCAAGCGACAGUGGGUCGUUCACUUCCCUUCUUCGGUUUGAUGGGCGUGGGUGUUUGCUCCGCCGGGUACCACAUGACCCUGAAAUAUCACACGCAAAUGUCGGAUGAACUAUCAAUGCACCUCCUCACUACGCCGCUCGUGUACCGUCUCCUCACUUUCCAGAAGAGCGAGCAGUACACCCGACUCAUGGGCAUCAUCCUCUUCAUCGAGUUCACCGUCGUCAUGGUUGCUCAUAUGGCCCUGGAUGAGUUCCUUCUCCAUGCGGUGACCUUUGGAUCGGGUGUUCUUCUGAUUGUGAUCUGUACAAUGAGAGUCAUCCCGCGACAAAUUCCAGAUGCCGUGAUUCGGAGGAAUGUUAAGAGCGUGACUCAUUUUGGAAUUUUCUGCUUCCUUUUUGGAUACAUAAUCUGGCUCGUCGAUGAAUUCACCUGUAGACAUUUGAUCUCCAUCCGACAUUCCAUCGGCCUUCCCUUGGCUUUCCUAUUUGAACUCCACGGAUGGUGGCAUGUUUUCACAGCCAUUGGUGGAUACAUUGCCGUGGUGGUUAUCGACAUGCUCACGGCUGGUGAGGUACACGAGGAUCCGACUGGCCAGUUUGCCUGGCCUCUUCCGCUUGUCGCCAGGACGAUGGGGUCAGCAGUGUCUAAGAAGGAGAAUUAA